UCUUCUUUUGUUCGUUUUAUGCAACUUGUCUUCCUAUAUAAGUCCUCAUUUUUCUUACCCCUUCCCCUAUUAUCUUUUUCAUCAUGGCUUCUCUUCAUUCGAUCCUCUGCUUCUUCUGUUACUCCUUUGUGUUAGCGAGCAAUGGUGCGGCAGCUUCUCGCAAAGUCUUCACAUUUCAAGAAUCUCAGGAGAACUCUUCUAUUGCUAGCAACCAGUAUAGAACUGCAUACCACUUCCAGCCUCCUAAGAACUGGAUGAAUGGCAGUUCCCAGGACUAUCUGGCUAGAUAGCAAUGGAAGGCAACUGGUACAAUGGCCUGUUAAAGAGCUUGAAUCUCUUAGAAGAAAUGGAGCCCAUUUGCAUAACACAGAGAUCAAAACAGGAGGCCUCUUUGAAAUCAAAGGAGUAAAAGCUUCACAGGCAGAUAUUGAAGUAGAUUUUGAGCUACCAAACCUAGAGAUAGCAAAGCCCUUCGAUCCUUCUUGGCUGAUAGACCCUCCAAAGCUUUGUCGUGACGAGGAUGCUUCUGUUCAAGGUGGGCUUGGGCCCUUUGGGCUGUUGAUCUUGGCUUCUCAUAACCUAGAGGAACACACUGCUGUCUUCUUCAGGGUAUAUAAAGCUCACAACAGACACAUGGUUCUUUUGUGUUCUGACCAAAGGAGAUCCUCUUUGAGACCAGAAGUUGACAAGCCAGCAUAUGGGAGCUUUGUGGAUAUAGACAUAAAAAAGGAAGGAAAGAUUUCUCUGAGGACCUUGAUUGAUCAUUCAGUCGUAGAGAGCUUUGCUGGUGGAGGGAGAACAUGCAUCACUGCUAGAGUUUACCCUGAAGUCCUUGUGACAGGCGACAUCCAUCUAUAUGCAUUCAAUAAUGGAACCGAGACCGUAAAGGUUUCGAAACUUCAGGCAUGGGACAUGGCCAAACCUUGGAUAAAUGUAGAAGGUGAAUAGAUAGUCAUGAGAAAUCAACAUGGAGGAGACUAAUGGGUCAUAUUCUUAAUUUGUCUGAAGCCUCAUUCGAUUCAUGUGAACAAUGUGCUUGCUGGGCAUGCUUAGGUUAUACAAGGAAUGCUCAGGCAUCCACACGUUGUAUGUAAACUUUUCAAAUAAAAUUUGAUAAGGUUGAAACCUAGAUUCCAUA
This is a messenger RNA of Elaeis guineensis (African oil palm), 1138 nucleotides long. Lineage: Eukaryota; Viridiplantae; Streptophyta; Magnoliopsida; Arecales; Arecaceae. The record is from RefSeq and is a predicted model, not a curated record.